Messenger RNA from Malurus melanocephalus (red-backed fairy wren), 2003 nucleotides. It is a transcript of the gene MTIF3, whose product is annotated as mitochondrial translational initiation factor 3. Gene Ontology annotation, molecular function: ribosome binding; translation initiation factor activity. The coding region runs from base 1062 to 1940 and encodes 292 amino acids. Gene Ontology annotation, biological process: ribosome disassembly; mitochondrial translational initiation. Gene Ontology annotation, cellular component: mitochondrion. Lineage: Eukaryota; Metazoa; Chordata; Aves; Passeriformes; Maluridae. The record is from RefSeq and is a predicted model, not a curated record. The transcript is spliced from 4 exons.
CACCCAGGCGGGCGCGUCACAGGCACGCACAGUGACCUCCGCGACAAGCGGCACGACAAGGCACGGUCACCCACUCUCCCACGGCCCUUCUCCCCUGUCUGCAGGGGGGACACGCACGGCAGCGGCUCCCGUGGGAAGCAGGCUGUCUCCCGCGGGAUGCAGCCCACCUCCSCUGGGAUGCUGCCCGCCUCCCGUGACGGCCGCCCAGCACGGGAAYCGCGGCUGCUCCCGCUGUUCCCGGUGGGCCCGUAGCUGCCCGCUCCUUAGAGCUCCCACCCAGCGCUGUCAGUCGGCCUUGCCAUUACAAGGAUGACCAAAAUGCACWACGCGAAAUACACGUACCUGCUGUGUUGGGCCGAGAAAAACCCGUCCGUAAAAAAGGGGUUGUUUUCUUUUAGCCAGCUAAGGUUAGAUUUAUUAGAUGUAAAUAACAACAGAGAAUGAAGGGGAACAAAGACAGCAGCAUGUAUUUAGCAGAGCAAGAUCAACAUUUCCUUAAAAUAAGGUGCUGUUCCAUUGCUGUGAUAUUUMGUUUUAGAAACCAGUACCUCUCAAAGGCAAGCCAGGCUCACCUGAAUUGAAGAGAAAUUUAAUGAUAUUGAAUAAUGCAGCAGUGAUGCCCAGAUUAUGGACCAAAUAAUGGUUUACAGACCGGGUUUGUUUUCCUGUACCUGCAGUGAAUGAUUCAGAGCUGGUUUAUGAAAUCAUGUAUAAAAUAAGGACAUCGUGGCUUUUGUGUAGCCAUGCCGAUGGUGCACAAAGAUACUUGUGUGUUGGCAGUAGGUAUUCAUUUGUACGGUUGCUGUCAUUCCUGAAAUAAAGUCAUUUUCAGAGGGGUCUGGACUUGGCAAAGGCAAAGCUCAGGGCAGGAAGGGACAGUAGCUCUGCCUGCUGAUUYUAGACUGCUGUGGAUAGCCUGUUACUUCUGUUCUGUGGCCCAUGGCUAGCUUGAGUUCUGCACCUAGCUGUAGCAGGCAGCUGUUAUCAGACUACCCUGUUCAUGAACUGAUCUGCCACUGUCUUCAAGCAGUUUGCAUGGACUUUGUCCCUAAUGCUGAGGUAUGAAGUCCAUCCCAGGCUCCAGACUGUCUMCUUUUCAGACUAAGUUUAUUCACAGAAUGACUGCGUUGCGCACAAUGAAACAUUUAUGCCAAACAACUAGAAAUGAGAACAGUUACGCAAAAAGGUUCUUUGGUACUCUUCUGACACAGACAGCACAAAAGUGGUUCUUUUCUCCACUCGGGAUAGUGGUACCUGACCUUAGGAAGUCAGCUGUGUUUGGACUUACUCAACCAUUUUGUACAGAUGAAAAAUCUCACACACGACCAAAAACAAAAACAGCAUUUGGAAGUGUUGGGCGCAGAAUUCCCUAUCGUAUUUUGCAUGUAAUCAACCAGGAUGGAGAGAGCUUAGGAAACAUGCACCGAGCAGAGGCACUCAAACUUAUGGAUCAACAUGGCCUGAAAUUAGUUCUGCUUCGUGAGAAUGUGGAACCUCCAGUAUACAGACUAAUGACUGGGCAGCAGAUUCAUGAAGAGCAGCUCAAACGUGCAGAGAAGAAAAAAGCAAGUCCAAAGCCAGGGGUCAUUCAGAAAGAGUUAUCCUUUUCUUCAGCUAUUGCCAAGAACGACUUAGAGACCAAGACUAAACAGAUAGCACAGUGGAUUGAAAAGAAACACCAUGUUAAAGUUACCAUUCGGCAAGCCAAAGGUAGCAGUACAGACAUGUUGAUGCUUUUUGAUCAAAUUUUGGAGACUGUGUCUGAGAAAGCCACUUACCUUUCCAAGCCAAAAGUUGCUAGAGAAGGAGUGAGUACCUGUAUUUUCAGGCACAUGUCUAGCAAAGAGUUGAAAGAACACAAGAAGAUGGAAAUCAAGAAAAACAAUACAGUAAAGAAAGAUGAAAACGAAGAUCUGAAGUCAAAUGAGUUGCAUCAGUGACUUUCCCCAGUGGUGUAAACAAUAUAAUUUAUUUAAAAAAUAAAAAUUUUAAUUUUAUCUGAA